GCCCCUCCAGCCGGUCCUCCGUAUCUUCCGCCUAGGCUGGCUUCGCCUCAGCCUACGCUGCGCCUUCCCGGCCUGCGGCGUCGCGGUACCGGCCUCCGCGCUCCACCCAGACGCCCUCCGGCGCUCGGGAGAGGGCGGGAGGCGGAGCAGAGGGUAGGGGGUGGUGCCGCCGCGGUCUAGGCGCGGCAGGCGGUGGCGGCGGCGUCGGAGGUCCCUGAGAUAUGGCCGCCUCGGUGUUCUGCUGCCUGCGGUGCUGCAGAGAUGGUGGGACGGGCCACAUCCCUCUGAAGGAGAUGCCGGCCGUGCAGCUGGACACGCAGCACAUGGGAACGGAUGUUGUCAUUGUAAAAAAUGGAAGAAGAAUAUGUGGAACAGGAGGUUGUUUAGCCAGUGCACCUUUACAUCAAAACAAAAGCUACUUUGAAUUCAAAAUCCAGUCCACAGGAAUCUGGGGUAUUGGCGUUGCAACUCAGAAAGUGAACUUGAAUCAGAUCCCUCUUGGCCGAGAUGUGCACAGUCUGGUGAUGAGAAAUGAUGGCGCCCUAUAUCACAACAACGAGGAGAAAAAUAGGCUGCCAGCAAACAGCCUUCCACAGGAGGGAGACGUGGUGGGUAUUACAUAUGACCAUGUAGAAUUAAAUGUAUAUUUGAAUGGGAAAAACAUGCAUUGUCCAGCAUCAGGUAUACGAGGGACAGUGUAUCCAGUUGUUUAUGUUGAUGACAGUGCAAUUUUGGAUUGCCAGUUCAGUGAAUUUUAUCAUACUCCUCCACCUGGUUUUGAAAAGAUAUUAUUUGAACAGCAGAUCUUCUGAAUGUAUUUGGUUUUGAAACUUGUAUUUCUGCACUGUUAAAAGUGUUUACCAUUUAAUAAAGCUUUACCUGACCUACA
Molecule: messenger RNA, 889 nt
Organism: Balaenoptera acutorostrata (minke whale)
Lineage: Eukaryota; Metazoa; Chordata; Mammalia; Artiodactyla; Balaenopteridae
Gene: SPRYD7
Product: SPRY domain containing 7
Exons: 5
Coding region: 222-812 (196 amino acids)
Molecular function (GO): protein binding
Source: RefSeq, a predicted model, not a curated record